AUGUCCCGGCAACAGCCAGGGAAAAAAAACCCACCUCUCGCCCAAGAGCAGACCCUCGCUGGCUGGAAAAUUCCGAAAUUACAGCAUCGACAACGGGAUAACCCGGCAUUUUCCGUUCAGCUAAGUAAAUGGGAUAUUCCUGCCUCGCAGCAUAUCGGGGCUGCGCGCUUGGCGAAAGCUGAGUCUGAGGUUCUUCAACUGUCGAGGUUACUUGAUCCGGCUAAUGUGGAAGAGAUCCCAAAAGGAUGCAUAAAAACACAAGGCUUUAGGGGUAGGAUAAGUGAUGAACAGAUUGUCAAUAUUGCUCUUGAGACAGCGACUACUCUGUUCAGUGUGGCUUUUGCGGGUACAUUGACAAGAUGCUGUCCACUGUGGGCUUAUUCUGGAUACCUCCAGCACAACGAGCGCGAACAUCACUUCGUCCAUCUCAUCCAGCGAACAUGGGUCGGUUCAAUAAUUUCUCGUUCUCUAUCCACAUAUUUAAAGGCAAGCCCUACAAAUGUGGACGGCACUGAGAAAAGACAGACCUUACAGAAAUUCCUGUGGGAAGGGCUGCACCCUAAGAAAAUCCGACUACCCCCGACGAUCCUUCCACUGGAAUCUGCUGCGGAAGAAGAGCCGUGGAUGGAACUCUACGACCAGCACAGUGGGACAGGCCGAUCUUCCGAUACAUCGCUACUGAGGCGGGGUCUUCCCGCUGGAAGAAAGUCCGGGAGAUCAUCGAGAACAUGGACAAGGAAGAAGAAAGCGACGCAAUACUUUCCACACCUCGCCCCGGUGGCCACUGCGGACCGGCAUCCCUGGGUAGCAGCCUUCCAGGACCUGCCGACGGGAGAGGCGUUCGAACACAAGGGCCGGACUGCGCGCGCUUCAGGAAUCUACAUCAAUACAACUGGCACCUCCUCGCGCGGACUGACGCUUACCCGCGUUGCACAUGUAAUCUUGAUGGAAACCGACUGGCGCAGUACGAACCACAAACAGGUGUUUGGCCGGUGCCAUCGGAUCGGUCAGAGAGCCAAAGUCGUGUUCACAUAUGUCUUCCAAAAUACCCAAAUCGAAUGCGAGCAACUUGCCCUCAGGACAUGGCGGUGA
Molecule: messenger RNA, 1092 nt
Organism: Aspergillus niger
Lineage: Eukaryota; Fungi; Ascomycota; Eurotiomycetes; Eurotiales; Aspergillaceae
Exons: 5
Coding region: 1-1092 (363 amino acids)
Source: RefSeq, a predicted model, not a curated record